This is a messenger RNA of Balearica regulorum gibbericeps (East African grey crowned-crane), 2461 nucleotides long. NCBI's taxonomy places the organism in Eukaryota, Metazoa, Chordata, Aves, Gruiformes, Gruidae. The record is from RefSeq and is a predicted model, not a curated record.
AUGGAUUUCCCCCAGCACAGCAAGCAAGUCCUGGAACAGCUGAACCAGCAGCGGCAGCUGGGUUUGCUGUGCGACUGCACCUUUGUGGUGGACGGCAUCGACUUCAAGGCUCACAAAGCUGUGCUGGCGGCCUGCAGCGAGUAUUUCAGGAUGCUUUUCGUCGACCAGAAGGACGUGGUGCACCUCGACAUCAGCAACGCAGCAGGCCUGGGCCAGGUUUUGGAGUUCAUGUACACGGCUAAGCUAAGCCUGAACCCUGACAACGUGGAAGAUGUGCUGGCCGUGGCGGGUUUCCUCCAGAUGCAGGAGAUUGUCAGCGCUUGCAACGCUCUCAAGUCCCUCAGCGCACCAGCAGAAAGCCCCGCUGAGAGCCAGCAGCCCCCCGCCGAAAUUGGGGCCGACAAGGCAGCUGUCGAGGACAAGAAAUCAACUGCGGAAGCACUGAGUGAUCUUGAUAAAAUAAAACCAGUUCCUCCCGAUCCAGAGGGGAAGGAAGAGACGUCCGUGGCCGCAGCAGCACAGCCCAAGGCGCAGACAGAGCAGCUGGGUGGCCAAGAAGGGGCAGAUGCUGGUGUCCAAGAGGGCCCCGAUGCCGAAUUCCCCAGCCACCCGCAGCCAGCGGAGAGCGUGGUCAGCAGCGGCAGCUCCGCGGCAAAGGGUGACAUCUCUCUGGGUGCCGAAACAGGAGAGAUGGAGCUGGAAGGGAAGGAGGAGGAGGAGGGGGAGAUGAUGGUGGAGGACCAAGAGGAGGCUAAAAUCCCUGAGGAAGAGCAGCCCCGGUUAGAAAAUGGAGAAAAUGCCGAAGAUAACGAAUCGGGGAGCACUGACUCCGGGCAGGAGAACUCGGGUGAAACCCGUCUGCUGCGUUCGGGUACUUACAGCGACAGGACCGAGUCGAAAGCCUACGGCUCCGUCACCCACAAGUGCGAGGACUGCGGGAAGGAGUUCACCCACACCGGUAACUUCAAGCGGCACAUCCGUAUCCACACCGGCGAGAAACCCUUCUCCUGCAGGGAGUGUAACAAAGCCUUCUCUGACCCGGCUGCGUGCAAAGCCCACGAGAAGACGCACAGGUACGACAACACCGGGGACCGAGAGGUGCCACCGGGCCGAGCUGGGUGCAGAAAGGCUUGUGCCAACGCCGGUGGUUGGCGUGAGGGUUUGAGCAAGAGGUUGGUACACCUGCGGAACCUCCACAAGAAACGGCACACGGGGGAGGCCAAAUACCGCUGCGAUGACUGCGGCAAGCUCUUCACCACCUCCGGCAACCUCAAACGGCACCAACUGGUCCACAGCGGGGAGAAACCGUACCAGUGUGACUACUGCGGGCGCUCCUUCUCCGAUCCCACCUCUAAAAUGCGGCACCUGGAGACCCACGACACCGACAAGGAGCACAAGUGUCCCCACUGCGACAAGAAAUUCAACCAGGUGGGGAACUUGAAGGCUCACUUGAAGAUUCACAUCGCUGACGGACCCCUGAAGUGUCGGGAGUGCGGCAAGCAGUUCACCACUUCAGGCAACCUGAAACGGCACCUCCGGAUCCACAGCGGGGAGAAACCCUACGUCUGCGUCCACUGCCAGCGCCAGUUUGCCGAUCCCGGAGCGCUCCAGCGCCAUGUCCGCAUCCACACUGGAGAGAAGCCAUGCCAGUGUUUAAUCUGCGGAAAAGCCUUCACUCAAGCGAGCUCCCUCAUCGCCCACGUACGCCAACACACGGGGGAGAAGCCCUACGUCUGCGAACGCUGCGGCAAGAGGUUCGUCCAGUCGAGCCAACUGGCCAACCACAUCCGCCAUCAUGAUAAUAUCCGACCCCACAAAUGCACCGUUUGCAACAAAGCCUUCGUCAACGUGGGCGAUCUCUCCAAACACAUCAUCAUCCACACCGGGGAGAAGCCCUUCUUGUGCGACAAAUGCGGCCGGGGUUUCAACCGGGUGGACAACCUGCGUUCUCAUGUCAAGACGGUUCAUCAAGGCAAGGCGGGCAUUAAAAUCCUCGAGCCGGAGGAAGGCGACGAGGUCAACAUUGUCACGGUGGCUUCUGAUGACAUGGUGACGUUGGCCACCGAGGCGCUGGCUGCCACCGCUGUCACGCAGCUCACGGUGGUUCCUGUAGCAGCUGCGGUGACGGCGGAUGAGACCGAAGCACUUAAAGCCGAAAUCACCAAAGCAGUGAAACAAGUGCAAGAAGCAGACCCCAACACCCAGAUCCUCUACGCUUGCGAUUCCUGUGGGGAAAAAUUCCUGGAUGCCACCAGCCUGGCGCAGCACGUCCGCAUCCACACCGCCCAGGCCCUCGUCAUGUUCCAGGCCGACACGGACUUUUACCAGCAGUACGGAACGGCCACAGCUUGGCAAACGGAACAGGUCAUUCCUGCCGGAGAGCUGGUUUUUCAGAGCAGGGACUUGGGACUUGGGACAAAAAGUCCAUUUUUGUGGGGAUUUGUGCGUGAGGAAGGAGGAG